AUGGAGAGUUCACGUGACGGUUAUCGUGGUCGAUAUCGUGAUCGACAUAAUAACUUUUCUACGAAUCGGAAUAAUUAUACUGAACGAUCGACAAGCAGAAAUUCUCGUGGACGAUUUUCGCGUGGUAGUGAAAAUGAUCAUAAUGGUAAUUUUUCAUCACGAGGCUCAGAAAAUGAAAAUUUUAAUUAUCGUACGUCACGUAGUUCAGUUAAUUCUCGGCCUAUUUCAUCACGAAAUGGUCUACCGAAACAUAAUCGUUAUCAGCAAGAUGAUGAUUUUCAAGCCCCAUCGCAUUUUUCUUCCUCUUCUUCAUCAUCUAAUCGAGCAAACAAUGUUCAAACAAAUUAUUAUGAUAACCAUUCACCUCCAUCAAGAUUUGAUCGACCAUCAAAUCAUUGUGAUACAUAUCGAUCAUCCGCAAAUGAACACCUGGUUCUUUCCAAUGUUUCAUUACCUCCAACAUCUCUAUACUAUGCUUCUUCUCAGUCAAUGUCGCCACGUCUACGUGAUCGUGGAUCAUCAUCAGUACCGUUGUCAUCGCAACAUAUUGAUUCAGACCGUAGUCGAUAUAUACCAACAAAUUAUCGACGAAAUAGUCCUCCACCACCUGUAGCAUCCUAUCGAAAUGAACGAUCAAUGGAUUAUGGAUCUCGAAAUAUCAAUAAUGAUAUAUACAUGAGUAAUGAAUGCAGAUCUGCCACGCCUCCAUCUUUAGCUCCUCUAUCCAUGCGUGACGAUCCAUAUGGUGAAAUGUAUCGAGCAAAUGAUUAUCCUCCACGUUCUGACCGGUACGAUAUACCAUCAAAUCGAAAUAAUACAUCAUCACGUGAUUAUCCAAUGGUGCCUGUAUCAUCGUCUAGUUAUCGCAAUGACUUGUAUAGAAGUUCAUCAAAUGUUUCGAUGUCAUCACCAUCUUCAUCAUCAUCGUACAUUCCACGUGAACAAUAUGUACAAGAUUUUAACUAUCGUCCAAUGUCCCAGCCAAGAGAUUAUGGAACUACAUCAUCGUCCUCGUCACGUACGAAUUAUUCAUCAUUGAUGGAUCCUCAAGAAAGUUCAUUUCGAAAUCCUCGAGAUCAUGGCAAUCGUUCAUCUCAUCGAGAUCGUCCAAUUCUAAAACGUUCCGGUUCAAGAUAUGAUGAUGACGAUGGACCAAUUCCAUCUAAACGACCUAUGAGACGAUAA
Messenger RNA from Rotaria socialis, 1185 nucleotides. Lineage: Eukaryota; Metazoa; Rotifera; Eurotatoria; Philodinida; Philodinidae. The record is from the annotation of a GenBank genome assembly.